Messenger RNA from Nanorana parkeri, 683 nucleotides. RefSeq names its product 17-beta-hydroxysteroid dehydrogenase 13-like. Lineage: Eukaryota; Metazoa; Chordata; Amphibia; Anura; Dicroglossidae. Gene Ontology annotation, cellular component: lipid droplet. The coding region runs from base 81 to 683 and encodes 200 amino acids. The record is from RefSeq and is a predicted model, not a curated record. The transcript has 4 exons. Gene Ontology annotation, molecular function: oxidoreductase activity, acting on the CH-OH group of donors, NAD or NADP as acceptor.
AAUAGGAUCAGGGCAGCUUUAUAAGUCCAGCAGAAAAUAAUCUGAUAUGGUCAUUGUAUACCGAGGCUCAAAGUGCAAGCAUGGCUCUCAUUCUAGAGUUUAUAGCUCUUUUUUGCAUUACCAUUUACGCGUACCUGGAAGCAUUUGUGAAAUUAUUUAUCCCACAGAGAAAGAAAUCUGUUAGUGAAGACAUCGUACUGAUUACUGGAUCUGGACAUGGCAUUGGGCGGCUCGUAGCCCUCGAGUUUGCCAGAUUACAAAGCAUUGUGGUGUUAUGGGAUAUCAACAAGAUAUCUGCAAUUACAAAUAUAUGUUUUUUUGUCAUAUUUGCUUUUAGUGCCAGCAAAUUUGGAGCCGUUGGUUUUCAUGAGUGUAUGACUGCAGAACUUGCUUCCCUUGGAAAAGAUGGUAUUAAAACCUCUUGUUUAUGUCCAGUGUUUGUAAACACCGGAUUUGUCCAAAAGCCAAAUACAAGAUUAUGGCCCGUACUGAAACCUGAAGAUGUCUCUAGGAGUUUUGUGGAUGGAAUACUAACAAAUAAGAAAAUGAUUUUAGUUCCUUCGUAUGUAAAAACCUACCUGGUGCUGGAAAAAUUUCUUCCUCAGAGGGUGAUAGAUAGAAUAAACAAGAUGCAAGAUGUACAGUUUAGCACUGACUUAAGAAGUGCAUCCAAGACCAAAUAA